GUAGUCUGGUAACUUCACCAGUGAUAACAUUUUUGUGCUUUGAAGCGGCCAACUUAUUUUGGUUUUGACGUCAGGUGGGCGACACGCACCCCGCCAUCAUCCCGGUCCGGAGCAGAAGGAGUGCAUCUGCUGAGGUGCGCACUCAGCGCGCCGCUCGGCCCGCCCGGACACUGCAGUGUAGGUUACCGUGCCAUUGCUGCGGCUGCUCGCUCCCGACACCGCGUCCCGCUGCAGACUUCCCGGACUCAGGGAAGAACAUUAGGCGAGAGAGAACAGUGGGGAGAAACGCCAAAAAAAAGAGAAAGAGUCAUGGCCGAGUCCAACCCGCUGCGGGGGUUCCCCCGUCUGCGCCGGGCCGCGACCUCAUUUCCAGGCAAUCUACAUUUGGUCCUGGUGCUCCGCCCCACCAGCCUGUUAAGCUCCGCCCCAAGUCCGUCUUCAAGCACCGACCUGGGGUUUCGCUUCAGCCAGGAUGACUUCCUGUUAAAGAUGCCGGUGGUAAUGCUGCGUUCAGUUGGCGACCUUCUGCGCUACAUUGACGAAAACCACCUGACAUCAGACUUCACUGCAAAAGUGGAGUAUUGCCACAGUGACUGGAUCGUCCUGCGCUCGUCCAUUGAGACCUUUGCAGUGACGGUGAAGGAGAUCGCCCAGCUGCUGCAGGGCUUUGGAUCAGAGCUGUCUGAGACUGAGCUACCAGAUGAAGCUAAUGCCAUCGAGUUCCUGCUGCACUCACACACGCACCGAUACCGACAGAUGAAGGACGACAUCCGGAACGUGCUGAAAGAAGGACGCCUGCUGCUGUCCAACCUGGAAACAGUCAAGGCCUCUAAGAGAGACAUAGAGGAGGAGAGGGAAAUACAGGCAGAUAUGGACACUGUUCAGAGGCUCCUGGCUCAGCUCAGAGACAUGGAGGAGGCGUUUGAUGGCUUCUUCGAGAAACAUCACCUGAAGCUGCAGCAGUACCUCCAGCUGCUGCACUAUGAAAUGAGUUUCCAGCAGAUGGAGGAGGUGCUGGAGCGGCUCUCUGCCCAGGAGAAGGGGAUCGCCCCUGUGGGAACCACGUUGGUUCAAACAGAACAAUUACUGAAGGACCUAGAGAUUCUGGACAAACAAGCUCAGGAGGAGAUGGCUCGUGCUCAGGUGGUGAUCCUGCACGGUCACCAGUUGGCUGCCAACCACCACUACGCCCUGGCUCUCAUUGUCCAGCGGUGCAACGAGCUGCGGCAUCUCUGUGACGUCAUCACCACUGCCAUACGCACCAAGCGGGGCUCUCUCGCUCGGGCACGAGACCUCCUGCUCCGUCUCGAACAGGCACUUCGUUGGUGUGAUGAGGGAGCCUAUAUGCUAGCAAGUCAGAUGGUCGACAAGUUCCAGACCAGAGAGGGAGCUCAGGAGGCGCUGCAGUACCUGAGCUGUCACCAGGAGAGGGCGCCAACUGCACUGAAAAACAGCCAGGACACUCUGAGCCUGGAGUUUGAAGCCAUACUCACCCCACAGCUACAGUCCCAAAUCUCCAUGGUAACAGAGAAGCUGAACUCGAUGCAGUCCAUGAUCAGAAACAGAGAGCAGUGUCUGAGGAGGCUGGCGGAUGUGCAGGUCAGACCUAUCCAGCUGGUGGCCCCAAGGCCAGAACCUGACCAGACCAUGCAGCGCUGCAAGUCACCCCUCUUCUCCCCCAAACAUGUUGUAGACUUAAAUGUCCUCAACUCCAAGUUUUCCUUUGACCUGCUUCCUGGCAAGAGAACAGCGAGGAGGAACAACAGCCAACGUAAGAUCGAGGUGAUGCAUGAUUACCAAGGCAACCGCAGCUGUCUGUAUGGACCCAGCCCGGAAACGGAUUCAGAGGUGGAAGACAAUCCAGAGCAGGUCACACGCCAUGUUAUGAAGGAACUGAUUGCCACAGAGAGGAUCUAUGUGGACGAGCUGCUCUCUGUCCUUCUGGGCUACAGGGCAGAAAUGGAGGACCCAUCCACGUCUAAUCUUCUUCCCUCAGCUCUACGUAGCCAGAAGGACGUUCUGUUCGGCAACAUGCCAGAGAUUUACCAGUUCCAUAGCAGGAUCUUCCUUCACGAUCUGCAGAGUUGCCUGGAGACACCAGAGAGGGUGGGGGCUCGCUUCUUACAGCGGAAAGAGAAGUUCCAGGUGUACGAGCGUUACUGCCAAAACAAGCCUCGCUCUGAGUUGCUAUGGAGACAGUGCUCUGAUUCGGCCUUCUUUCAGGAGUGCCAGAGGAAGCUGGACCACAAGCUGGGUCUGGACUCUUACCUCCUGAAACCAGUCCAACGCCUCACUAAGUACCAGCUGCUCCUCAAGGAGCUGCUGAAACACUGUAUGGAGGAGCGAUACUGCUGCGAACUCCAGGAGGCUCUGGACUCUAUGCUGGAACUGCUCAAGUCUGUCAACGACUCCAUGCAUCAGAUAGCCAUCACUGGAUAUCAGGGUGACCUCAGCCAACUGGGCCGAGUGGUGAUGCAGGGAGCCUUCAGCGUGUGGAUCAGCCAUAAGAGGGCAGCGGUGCGAAUGAAAGAGCUGGCCAGGUUCAAACCCAUGCAGAGACAUCUCUUCCUCUAUGACCACGCCCUGCUCUUCUGCAAACGCAGAGACGAGGACAACCACGACAGGACGCCCUUCUACAGCUUCAAAUCCUGCCUCAGAAUGAGUGCAGUGGGAAUUACAGAAAAUGUGAAAGGAGAUGUGAAGAAAUUCGAGAUCUGGUACAGUGGCAGAGAAGUAGUGUACAUAGUUCAGGCUCCCACACUGGAGGUCAAAGUUGCUUGGCUGAUGGAGAUUAGAAAAAUUCUCACCAACCAGCAGAAACUGGGUCAAGAUGAGGCUCCUCCUCUACCACUUUCAGACAACCCCCUCUCUGACAGUGCAUCAGAGAUGUGUGUGUCGUGGGGCGGAGCGUCGGUGGGAGGCUGCUCAGCGUGUCUCCCUGUUCCUAACAGCUCCUCGGCAACAAGCCACACCCACAGGUUCCGGGGGGAGGAGUCAGUACACACUAGUCCCGCCCACUCAGACCCCGUGGUUCACUCGCCUCGACGCAGUUGGCCUGUCCCUGCUCACUCAGUGGCGAUCUGCGAAGGCCUGGAGGACUGGGGCGCUACAGACCUCUCCAACAUAUCAGACUCAGAGGAGGAGGAUCAGCCUGCUCCGCUGGUGGCGGGCAGGUACAGAGUCAUGGUAGAGAGCAGCAUGGCCAGCACUGAUGACAUCAUUUUUAACUGUGGUGAUGUCAUCCAGCUGCUCCACGAGGACUCGUCGGGAAUGUGGAUGGUGAGGAACAUAAGUCGUGGUGAAGAGGGGCGUGUUCUGCCUGAAGACCUGCACAGGAUUCUGGGAGAGACCUGCUGAGAGCCAAUCAGAACUGAGGAUAGAUGGCGCCUGUGUCCAUUCUCCUUCUGUUUUUGUCGCUUAUUUGGCUCACUCUCUCUCUAAAUACUCCUCCACACACACACAAACUCAAAUGUUCCAUCAACCUCCUGACCAAAAGGGGGCAUCUGACUCUGCUGAGACGUUCAUGGCGAGAUUGAAGCACAACAUCAACCACAAACUUUUCUCUUCAAACUACUGUGACACUGUUCACCUCAAAAUGGUUGUAAAUAACAGAGUGGACCUCAGAAGACUGUAACAAUGCAAAUAGGACCUCCCAAUACCAGAGCCUUCAUUUUCUUUAUCUAUUUUUUCCAGUGUUAAUACAGUAUAUUAUCUGGACUGAAGACGUUGAACCAGGGCUUUGAAUGGACUUUUGUUUAAGACUUCAAGUUUGAUCAUUUCUAUUUUCUUAUGAAAUACCAUAGAAUUCAUGAAUAUGCCUACCAACAUAUCAUUACUGUUCAUGUGCCAAACAGCUCAGCUAAUCAUUGUGGCUUCUUUUUGUCUACUGUAACACUGUUCUUUAGGCAUAACAGCUUUACCAUAUGGUGUCAUUGUUUUGAAUUUGAAUCGUCUGUCUGGCCUAUAGCAGCCAGCUACGUCGCUAGAGGGUUUGCAUGUGAUAUUACUGUAGACAUAAAUUGUCACGGUUACUCAACCUCUUUGUGGCAAAGGCAAGCAUUCAGCAUCUGCCAGGUGUGUUCACGUGAAACAAAACGAGAUGAUAAUAUUACAGAAACAAACUUGGAGAGACCAAGUUGAGUUAUUACAGGUCUUACAGGCAUAGUGGGUUUGUUUUGCCAUUUACUGUAUACCCUCUAUAAAUCUUUUUCACACCUGGCAUUUAAACAUGUCAUAGCACAAAGAAAAAAAAAAAAAGCACUGGUGAAGUUAGUAAUACUAAUUAUGGCUUUGUUCCACUUCGUUUUGUCUUGGUCUUGUGCAUGAUAGCUCAGUGGGAAAUUUCAACGGAGCCGAGUCAUUGAUAAUUAUUAGCUGCACAUGUGCUUCUCUUGCUAUGACGAGUGAAAAUGUUUCUUGUGAAAAAACAUCUUGCAGGAUAAAUGUAGAGUGGGAAGAUCUCACACAUUCACUGUCGCCACAGCUGGUUGUUAUAAUUCAGUAGUUUUCAGCCAGUGUAGCAAACUUUGCAGCUAUUUCAAAAAUUAGUUAAUUUAGUUUUGCUGCUGUUGAUGGUGGUAAUGUAUUAUUUGUGUUAAACUGAUUGGUGCCCAUGAGAUAAAUCUAAUCAUUCUCUGCUGCAGCUGUAAUUACCACUGUUGACCACUGAGAUGAGGAGAGAUCUGUUUUUGUUUGUUUGCUGCUCUGCAUGGACAAAUCACUGCACAUGCCUACUGCUUUAUUUCUGCCUGUACUGCUAUUUUACACCAACAGGGAAACUAUGUUCAGUGUUAACUAAGUGUAAUCACAGAAGUAUAGAAUGACAAUUGCCAACUGAACUACAUUGUAAAAGUCUGUUAAGCGACAGUGAAGUGUAAAAAGUGGCUAUGAAAACACUGCCGCUUUACCACUACAUGUGCUGAGGGUUAAUCUCUGUAAUUACUUCAGUUACGGACAACUUUUGGAGUCAAAUACAGUUAACUGUAAAUAUGUAAAAAUCUAAAUUUUAGAUGUUUAACAUAACUGUGGUCAACAGUCAUCUAAAUGUCAACACUUGACUGGACAGUCAGACAACACUCAGCUAUCAAGUGACAAAAGGUUCAUUAAUUUACUGCAUCGCUGGACUAUUUAAAUCUAAUCCUGCUGGUAACGUAAAUCCCCAAAAUUUAACACAAGAUUCAUUCUCAGCUGUAGUCACUUGAUAGUGAGUGGUGGACUGUCUAAAUAAGGUGUGUCCAAUGAUACUGAAUAAUGAGUAACAUGUCGUCAUGUUGAAUUUAUUUGAAAUCCACCUAACAUUGGCUAUACUCUAACAUCCGACCAGUCAGGCUAUAGUAUGUCUUUUCCACAGUACCUGAAACUGGUGUUUGCUGCUUCUGCUCAUUUUGCACUUUUUGAUAUUUUGAAUCAUCGUGAAAGCCUGUAUUAUAAUGCAUAGUGUAUAUGAUUAUUUUCCAAAAUAUAAGCACAGGAUUAUUUAAUUUGAAUCAACCUGACUGAUGUGUUGUCUCUCCUACACAGUGUAGUUAAGUUUCUAGCAGGUUUACUGACAGAGCGGUUACAGGUCAGGUUUAGCUUUGAACCUAGAGGCAGACACAGAGGGGUUGUGAAAAGGUAAUGGGUUUUGAUGGAUAAGGCUGCGGAAUGAGGGGAUGAUGAGGAAGAGGAACAAUAAACGCAGGUGAGAAAGGAGGAGGUGGCAGGGCAGCUGCACAAACACACGAUAAUUUCUGAGACACAAGAAAUUAGGUAAAGUGCAAAAGCUUCACUGUAGAAUUAACUUAGCGCAAACAUACUGCUGAGCAGUUGCAAGUCAGUACACCACACAACACAGAACAACUGGCUAAGAAUGAGGAGAGCCGGGGUCUUUAUGCAGGAGCUGAUUGGCAGAUGAGACACAGGUGUGGAGAUGAGUCAGGUGCCUGAUGAGCUGGCCACACCCUCAACACACACACACACACACUCUGAAAGGAUGAGGAGACACGAAGAAAGACAUGAGGGCGAACACAGAGAAACACACGGAAAACCUGGAGUCCGAAACUGUCGUGACAAGAGCGUCAUAAAGUUAAAGCACCUGCACACCUGUGGUCCACUUACACUGAUGUUACCUGAUGAGACUUCCUCUCAGAACUAUGUUGUGCAGACUGUGCUUGAUUGACAUCUCUCUAACUGUGCUAUUAGUUUUGUUGCUCAUGUUACAGCUACAACUUUAUCAUAAAUAUGGUGCAGUCAAAAUUAGCUUUAUUUCCAUGAUAAAGACAUAUUGCUUGACAUGGUUCACUGAUACUGGAACAGGUACAUCAUUUACUGAGUUAAUGUCACCUGUGCUUGUUUGGCUAUGACACGUAAAAAUGUUUGCUGUCAAAGAGGCCUGCCAAACUUUAAGUGGUGAAAUCCUCAAACUCACCUAUUCUGCAGACUGAUAUAUCACUAAAUAUAUGCUGUUUGUUUACUGUACAUUAUUGUUGAUAGAAGAGCAGAACAGGAGAGAUGAUGCAUGGUCUCAGUAAGUACAUCAUCAGCUUACGGUUACAACACUUUUCAUAUCAAUUCCUGCCCC
This is a messenger RNA of Lates calcarifer (barramundi perch), 6559 nucleotides long. It is a transcript of the gene mcf2b, whose product is annotated as proto-oncogene DBL. The record is from RefSeq and is a predicted model, not a curated record. Bases 310 to 3357 code for a protein of 1015 amino acids. The transcript has 26 exons. Gene Ontology annotation, molecular function: guanyl-nucleotide exchange factor activity. Gene Ontology annotation, biological process: dendrite development. Gene Ontology annotation, cellular component: cytoplasm. NCBI's taxonomy places the organism in Eukaryota, Metazoa, Chordata, Actinopteri, Centropomidae.